Messenger RNA from Eupeodes corollae, 1035 nucleotides. RefSeq lists its product as uncharacterized. Lineage: Eukaryota; Metazoa; Arthropoda; Insecta; Diptera; Syrphidae. The coding region runs from base 1 to 1035 and encodes 344 amino acids. The transcript is spliced from 2 exons. The record is from RefSeq and is a predicted model, not a curated record.
AUGGAGCUAAAAGUCAAUGGUAAGAUGAUGUCAUUUCAAAACAAGGCCUUGCAGGCAUAUGGUGGAUCACCGCUUUCCAUUAGAGGAGAACUGAAAGUAGAUGUUUCGUAUAAGGAAGAAACCCAUAAAGUCAAUUUACUAGUCGUGGACAGUGCUGGUGCCAACAUUCUAGGAAUGGACUGGUUUAGGGCAUUUAACCUCACUAUUCAACAUUCCGUUUUAUCAAUCAACUCAAGUGACUCAUUUCUCAACAGCAUUCAAGCACUGUGUAAGGCACAUGCUGAUUUGUUUUCAACAGGAUUGGGUAGGUGCAAAGAGUAUAAAGCCCACCUUGCACUCAAAGAAGGGGCUGUUCCAAAGUUCGUUCGACAUAGGCCGAUUCCGUAUGCACUUGUAGAGGACACGCAAAAUGAGGUGGAUCGCUUAGUUGCAGCGCAGAUUCUGAAACAGGCACAUCGUACGCAGUGGGCAGCUCCCGUGGUAAUUGUACAGAAAGCAAAUGGGGGCAUUAGAAUCUGUGGAGACUUUAAGUCUAGUGUAAAUCCGCAGCUUAUUGCUGAACGACAUCCUAUACCAUGUAUUCGUGACAUUUUUCAUACUCUUCGUGGAGGGAAACUGCUUACAAAGAUAGAUCCCUCGGGUGCUUAUAUUCAAAUUGAGUUGGAUGAUGAGUCGAAGGAGAUGGCUGUGAUCAAUACACCUUUUGGAUUGUACCAAUAUCAACGUCUACCGUUUGGUAUAAGCAGCGAACCGGGUGAAUUCCAGAAUAUAAUGGAGCAAUUGUUUGCCGACCUUCCUGUAGCAGUAUAUCUGGAUGACAUCGUUGUUUCGGGUAAGGAUGACAUGGAGCAUUUGCAGACGUUGAAGGAGGUGUUUGGUCGUCUUCAAAGUAAUAGGUUUCGGUGCAAUCAACUGAAAUGUACUUUUGCUAAAAAAGAACUGGAAUAUUUAGGCCAUACUCUGUCUGCCGCUGGUAUUCGUCCAUCGGAAAACAUUUGGAAGCCAUCCAAAACAUACCUCAGCCAUCAAAUCUAA